GUCUAUCGGCAGCCGCUUCGCUCGGGAUCUUUUCCUCUCCCGGCGCCGGAAGGUGGAUCUUCAAACAAGGCUGCGACUUCAAGGCUUACGGCCCAGGGCGCUACAGCCGGGGGAGAUGAGUGAACUUCGGGCUCUAACUAAGGCCGAAGCGCAGAGCCUCGGACCACCCGACUGGAAGCACGCUUGUCAUGCCCUUUUAUACGCGCCCAACCCCAGCCGGCUUUUUGGCAAGAUCCCGUUGCGUUUCGCAGUGUUGAUGCAGAUGAGGUUUGAUGGUCGGCUGGGAUUUCCAGGUGGGUUUGUGGAUCCCCGGGAUAUUUCCUUGGAAGAGGGACUAAAUCGAGAACUGUGUGAAGAGUUGGGCUCUGGGGCUGCCUCCCUCCACCUGGCUGAGAAGGACUACUUGAGCUCCCAUGCUUCUGAGCAGCCACAGAGAGUGGUGAUGCAUUUCUAUGCCAAGCAGCUUAGCUUGGAAGAGUUCCGAAUGAUAGAGGAAGGGGCUGUUCAGGCAAAAGACCAUGGAUUUGAGGUGAUGGGUCUCAUCCGCGUUCCCCUCUAUAUUCUGCGUGAUGGUGUUGGGGGCCUCCCAAUGUUCCUCAGCAAUACUUUUAUUGGCAAUGCCCGGGAGCAGCUCAUUCAUGCCUUGGACACUCUCCAACUCAUGCCAGCAGAACAACUUCAAAAGGCUGUCAGGAUCGCUCAAAAGAGACAUUGAGCCUCGUUGAUUUUGGCUGCUGCCUUUUCACCCUGAUGGCCUUUGGGAUGUAAUCCUGAAAGAAUUUUAGACUUUAGGAACAGGCAGCAGCAAGAAGAAACUUAGAUACGGUCCUUGCUCCAGUCUUCUACCCACCGUUGUUGCUGAUGUUGCUGAAUAGUUUGGUGCAAGGGUUGGUAGUCUGAAUAUGGAUUCCAAUGAUCAGGUUGUUGCGUAUUUAAAAUAUGUUGAUUGUAUCUCUCUUGCCUAGCCGUAAGUAGAAAGAAUUGAAGGACUGAAGUCAUUUUGACUACUCUUUAUAACAAAAUGCAUUCCUCCUUCCUACAUCCUGCUUGUAGGCAUAAGAUUUCUUCUAAUCAAACAACACCUUCACAAAUCUGACUUCUGACCUACCUCAUCUUCUGUUUUCCAACAUUUACUCUCAAUGUGUUUUGUUAUUCAGAGCAUUCUGAACUUCAUGGAAGUUGCAUUACCUUCUCUGCAAAAGCCAACUGCACAUAUCUGUUGAUUGAUAAUUACUUCAUUAUUUCAUUGUCAGAUUUCCUUUAUUUUUUUUUAUCAGUGCUUAAAGAAUGGCUGUGACACUUUUGUGUGACUCUCGACUAUACAUUUUUUAUUAGCUUAUAAAGAAAUGGCAAGUUACUGCUGGAAAUACGUUUUCUGUUUCAUUCUGCUUCUCUUUUCCAAUUCUUUGGGAUAUACUGAUAUAUGGUAGAUGUGGAAAUUAGGAAAAGUAGAAGUGUGCUAUCAUCCAAAUUAUUGUACUGUCUACAUUAUUAUAAAGGUAGUCCUUGAAUUAUGACCACAAUUGAACCCAAAAUUUCUGUUAUUAAGCAAAACAGUUAACUUUGCCCCAUUUUGCAACUUUUCCUGCCAUGGUUAAAUGAAUUGUUUCAGUUGUUAAGUUAGUAACAGUUAAAUUAGUAACAGUUAAGUUAGUUAAGUGAAUCUGGCUCUGCCUGUCAAAAGAUCGCAAAAGGUGAUCACAUGACCUCGGGACAUUACAACCGUCAUAAAUAUAUGCCAAUUAAAUGUCCUAAUUUCGAUCACGUGACUACAGGGAUGCUGCAAUGAUCAUAAGUGGAAAAACUUUCGUAAGUCACUUUUUUCAGUGCCACUGUGACUUUGAAUGGCUACUAAAUGAAUGGCUGUAAAUCGAGGACUAUCUGUAUUCAGAUUAGGAAUGCAAUUUAUUGCUUGGAAACAGUGAUAGUGUUCAGAUUUCAAGGCCUAGGCAUGAAUGAGUGAGGGAGGGUGAUUUGGUCACUCUGCUGAGUUCAGCGUUCCAUUAAGGAUCAGAGGGGCAAAGGAACUUGGGAAGUGGAAGUGCUGUUUAUAUCCUGCAUGUACCAUCUAAUCAGUGGAACAUAGACAGCUGUAUCUUGGCUUUCAAAGUAGCCUUUAGACUAGAAAUCCUAUUUCAUGCAGAACAGUAUCAGCUGCUUGGAGGUAAAACUGGGCUUGAGAGCUGAGGUGCUUGGUGGUUAUGGUAUUGGAUUAGGAGCAAAGAUAAUUCCCUCAACACUGUUCAACUAUUACAAAGUCUGCACUACUAUUACUGUUAAUCUUCUCAUCACUCUUUAUCACCCAUCCCCUC
Messenger RNA from Pseudonaja textilis, 2312 nucleotides. RefSeq names its product nudix hydrolase 16 (gene NUDT16). Lineage: Eukaryota; Metazoa; Chordata; Lepidosauria; Squamata; Elapidae. Gene Ontology annotation, molecular function: snoRNA binding; phosphodiesterase decapping endonuclease activity. The record is from RefSeq and is a predicted model, not a curated record. Gene Ontology annotation, biological process: sno(s)RNA catabolic process; mRNA catabolic process. Gene Ontology annotation, cellular component: nucleus.